UCAACUUUACACACUGUUCCCACAACAUUCGAUAUAAUCGUUUUUCCCCUAAAUUUACUGCGCAAAUCCCUUCAUCACACCAAAAAUUAAACUACCAAAUUAGAGCCCUGAUUGCUUUUUACACUGUUAAUACUUCCCAAACACAUAAAAUAACUCACUCCCAACGACACCCAAAUUAUCCCUUUCUCUUUCUAUAUAAUCUUGCAUCAAAGGUGGUCCUUUUUCGCUCACCAUUUAUACCCCACUGGCCACUAGACUAGAUGUACUACGGAAGGCCUCACUUCCCCUUCUGAAUCUGUGAGUAAAAGCUUUGAGCUUUCACUUCAGAUCAGCUCUUCUCAGCUGCCUACACUGUUGGGGUUUCUUGGAAAGCUCUGUCUUUUACUGGAAAUCUCUUGCUAAUAUCCAAGAGUCCAAGACGUAUUAUGGCCUCAAAGCAUGCCCCUCCAAGUAAUAAAGGGCGGCGACCCUUCUCGAUAUUCAUCGUACUUUGUCUUUGUUGUUUCUUUUACCUGCUAGGAGUAUGGCAGAAGAGUGGAUCUGGGAAGGGAGAUAGGUUAGCGCUAGCAGUGACUGAGAAAACGGCAGACUGCAAUAUAUUCCCCGCAGCCACUCUGGAUUUUGAACCACAUCAUACUUUUGUUUCGAGUAUUGGCUCUUCUGAACCGAAGACCAAACAAUACAAGUUUUGUGAUGCUAAAUAUAAAGACUAUACUCCUUGCCAAGAACAAGACCGAGCUAUGACUUUCCCUCGGGAAAAUAUGGUAUAUAGAGAAAGGCAUUGCCCGCCCGAUAAUGAAAAGCUUCGUUGUCUUAUUCCAGCGCCUAAUGGAUAUACGACUCCGUUCCCUUGGCCUAAAAGCCGUGAUUAUGUAUAUUAUGCUAAUGUUCCUUACAAACACUUGACGGUUGAGAAGGCGGUCCAAAACUGGGUACAGUACCAAGGUAACGUGUUCAAAUUUCCGGGAGGAGGAACUAUGUUUCCUAAAGGAGCAGAUGCAUAUAUCAAUGAACUUGCAUCUGUAAUCCCGAUGGGAAAUGGGUCCAUAAGAACAGCACUUGACACUGGUUGCGGGGUAGCGAGCUGGGGAGCUUAUUUGAUGAAACGGAAUAUCUUAGCGAUGUCAUUUGCACCAAAAGACAAUCAUGAAGCGCAAGUUCAAUUUGCAUUGGAGCGAGGUGUGCCUGCUAUCGUUGGUGUUCUUGGUUCGAUACGCCUUCCCUACCCGUCAAAUGCAUUUGAUAUGGCACAUUGCUCCCGGUGCCUGAUUCCCUGGGCAGAAAAUGAUGGUAUCUAUCUGAAGGAAGUUGAUCGAGUUCUAAGACCCGGUGGGUACUGGGUUCUAUCUGGUCCUCCAAUUAACUGGAAGACCUACUACCAAGUCUGGAAAAGGACCAAGGAGGAUGUAAAAGCUGAGCAAACGAGGAUUGAAGAGCUCGCCAAGAAUCUUUGCUGGGAGAAGAAGUAUGAAAAAGGUGAUAUUGCGAUUUGGAGGAAGAGAAUCAAUCCAAACGCAUGCAAGAGUAGGUCUACCAAUAUCUGCAAAUCCAAAGACGCUGAUGAUGUUUGGUAUAAGAAAUUGGAGGCAUGCGUAACUCCCCUCCCCGAGGGCCAGAGUUCAGGUGGAUGGGAGCUGAAGAAGUUUCCAACUAGGCUUUUCGCUGUUCCGCCUAGAAUAACCAAUGGAUUGGUGCCGGGGGUCACAGCCGAGUCAUAUCAAGAGGACAAUAAACUUUGGAAGAAACACGUAAAUGGCUACAAAAGGAGCGUUAGUCUGCUCGGCAGCACAAGAUAUCAUAACAUAAUGGAUAUGAAUGCAGGCCUCGGAGGCUUCGCUGCGGCAUUGGACUCACCGAAACUGUGGGUGAUGAAUGUUGUGCCAAAUAUUGCGGAAAAUACUUUAGGUGUCAUCUACGAAAGAGGGUUGAUUGGCAUAUAUCACGAUUGGUGUGAAGGCUUCUCGACUUACCCAAGGACAUAUGACCUCAUUCAUGCCAAUGGCGUUUUCACCUUGUACCAGGACAAGUGUGAAUUCGAAGACAUUCUUCUGGAAAUGGACCGCAUUUUGCGGCCAGAAGGAUCGGUGAUCUUCAGAGAUGGAGUUGAAGUAUUGAACAAGGUUAGGAAGAUUGCUCAAGGCAUGAAAUGGGAUCUGAAGUUGACGGAUCACGAAGACGGGCCGUUAGUGCCCGAGAAGAUUCUGGUCGCCGUCAAACAGUACCAUUCAGCAGACGAGAGCAGCAAAUCCGACGACGAGUGAAAACAACCACCACCACGCUGGAUAGAUGAAGAAGGUAAGCACGCAAGAACUUUGCCCCGCAAAAACUUUAGCUCGCGGGAUCAAAUUUACAGGAAUGUUGUGCAACUUUUUAUGUAGAACAAGUUUAGUCUCAUUCUAUAAUUUUUUUUUUCCAAGUUUUUGUUUAAGGAACACGAAAAUUUCAUAUGUAGCUUCUCCAAAUAAUGGACUGUAAGAUUAUGAUAUGUGUAGUGUUAAGGUAGUUAAAAAAGUCUGAUAUUUAUUGUUUUGCUGCCACAA
This is a messenger RNA of Ipomoea nil (Japanese morning glory), 2540 nucleotides long. Its product is annotated as probable methyltransferase PMT14. NCBI's taxonomy places the organism in Eukaryota, Viridiplantae, Streptophyta, Magnoliopsida, Solanales, Convolvulaceae. Gene Ontology annotation, molecular function: methyltransferase activity. Gene Ontology annotation, cellular component: endosome; trans-Golgi network; cytoplasm. Bases 426 to 2261 code for a protein of 611 amino acids. The transcript has 7 exons. The record is from RefSeq and is a predicted model, not a curated record.